Molecule: messenger RNA, 1553 nt
Organism: Schizosaccharomyces octosporus yFS286
Lineage: Eukaryota; Fungi; Ascomycota; Schizosaccharomycetes; Schizosaccharomycetales; Schizosaccharomycetaceae
Product: DUF1682 family protein
Exons: 1
Coding region: 152-1294 (380 amino acids)
Biological process (GO): endoplasmic reticulum calcium ion homeostasis
Cellular component (GO): endoplasmic reticulum
Molecular function (GO): calcium ion binding
Source: RefSeq, a predicted model, not a curated record
UACACCACCGCGACUUGAUUGAUUGUACUGGGAUAAUUAACAUAUAUAAAGUUGCCGUUUUUAUUUGACAAAAGACAAGUAUUUGAAACUGAAGACCGAAACUAUCAUAGAGCGCUCACACCUCCUUUCUGGUGUUUCAUAGCUUUCGUCAAUGAGCAUUAGAAAAAUGGAAAAGAAGGUAUUGUUGUCAUUCUUAGCAUUCAUUUCUGGAGCUUGGGCAACAGAUGAGAGCUCGGAAGAGUCAUAUACAGAUGAAGAAUUCGUUCCUACUGAAAAUACUGGUAUGCUUAGAAAAGUCCACUGGCAGGAUUUCAAAGUCGAGUUAAUCGUUUUGUCUGUAUUUGCUUUGUACGUUUUCUCAUUUAUCACCAAAAAACGCAAAAACGCCGAUUUUGCUUCUCGUUGGUACAACUCUUUACAAAGCUUGUUUCGUAACCAGUUUUCUCAAUAUGGUCCAGGAAGGAAUAUGUCCCCCGUUAUUAAUGUCUCUCCUACCGAGUACUCGUCGUAUCUCACCGGUCGAAUAAAUGUUAAAAAUGUUUACACUACAUUGCAACUCUUUCCACGUCAGGACUUGUUUACUUACGGUAUAAAUCAACUUGUUGAAAUAUUCAUGGGAAAUAUCAUGUCUCCGGUAUUACCCGUCGCCGACCGCUUCCAGGUAUUACUCAACCUUGGCAAUCAUGCCAAACCCUGGCAACCAUUUGUGUUUGCCAUCGUACGUAAGGACUGCAUGCGUAUUCUCCGUGAAACUAGAUUCGAUCUUAGUUUUACUAGAAUCUCUUCUCAUCCAUCACUUCCUGAUACCCAUGUUCUCAUGUCCGAAAAUCUUGAAUGUACCGAACGCAUCCUUAACCUUCCUCAAUUCCUUCCUUCCAUUCAAUCUUGCAUGGAAAAUCUUGAGUAUUUUAUCGUUACUGAUCAACCUUCUGCUGCUCCUGCUAACGAAAAAGAAUAUAUCGAAUAUCCUCGUAUUGAUGCCUCGAUUCGUAUCGACAACGUCGAUACUUUCAAUGAGCUUGAAAACCCCAAAGCUAAUGAUUUACUCAACACUUUAUUGUUAAUUGCUGACAAUACUGCUAAAUUCCAAUGGCGACCUGAAAUUACCAAAAAGCUGACUUCCUCUCGCAAGUUGGCCCUUGAAGAAAUUGUCCAUGCUUCUGCUGCUGCCAAAGCCACCAGAAGCAAAAAGUCCACUGCUUCUGAAGUUUCCAACUUAUCUGAAACUGAACAGAAGAAGCGCUUGGAGAAAGAGCGUCAACGCAAGAUCAAGAAACGCAGUAAGCGUGCUUAGAUGAAUGAUUAUGGUCAUUAGCAUUAGCAUCAAUUGUUAAUUGUCUCUUAGACUUGAAGAGCUAAUUUUACAUAUCUUACGAUAUACAUACAAAUAAUACGUACUAGAUAUCCAAAGGCUCAUUUUAUUAGUUACCUGCAACAAUCAAUAUAAUUUUUGAGAUUGCAAGGAUUAAGUUAUAGUAAUAAAGCCUUCCAUCCUAUAAAUUUUUAGUGAUUAAUUUUUGAUGGAUGAACAUUAUCCACUGUUUUCCUUAGGC